AUGUCUCCCUCCACCACCCGCAAACGCGCCAUACGCAUCGCAGGCUGCUCCGGCGGCUUCACCGACCGCUCAACCGCCAUAACACGUAUGGCCAGUGACCCUGACGUCGACGUAGUAAUGGGCGACUGGCUCUCCGAGAUGACAAUGACCCUGCACGGCAGCGGCAAAGUAAAAAACCAAAAAUCAUCCAAAACCAGCACGACAAAUGGAACCCAGAGUCUUGAAGACCGCAUGAAAACAGCAAUGUAUGCAGAUACCUUUCUCCAAUGCUUCGAGCCCGCCAUCCCCCAUCUCGUCUGCAACAAAACCAAACUCGCCGUCAACGCGGGCGCGUCCGAUACCCAGCUGCUCGCCGAAGUCGUCGUCGACAUGCUUGCGAAACACGAUGCGAGCCAUUUGAAAGUCGCGUGGGUAGAAGGCGAUGAUGUGACGGAGCAGGUGCAGAAUCUGAUUAAAGACGGCGAGCAGUUUGAGAGUUUGAUGCAUGGGAAGAAGUUGGAGGAGUGGGGUAUGGAACCUGUUUGUGCACAGGCGUAUCUUGGGGGAUUGUGUAUUGCGGAGGCGUUGAGGGGGGGCGCGGAUAUUGUUAUUGCGGGACGGGUGGCGGAUGCUGCGCCGGUUGUUGGGGCUGCUGCGUGGUGGCACGACUGGCGAAACGAUCAAUUCGAUGAACUCGCCGGAGCACUAGUUGCAGGGCAUUUAAUCGAGUGCUCGAGCUACGUUUGCGGAGGAUACUACUCCAUGUUCAAAGAUCUCAUCAAAACCGGGAAACAUGUCAAUAUGGGUUUCCCAAUCGCGGAGGUCGACUACGACGGCACCUUCAACAUUGCAAAGGAAAAAGACAGCGGCGGCUGCGUAACAAUCGGAACAUGCACCUCGCAACUCCUCUACGAAAUCCAAGGCCCCCUCUAUUACAACUGCGACGUCACCGCCGACCUAACCCACAUCCGCAUGCACCAAGUCUCCGAAGACGUCGUCCGCGUCACAGGCGUGAAAGGCCUCCCUCCGCCUCCCACUACGAAAAUCGGCAUUACGGCCCCCGCAGGCUGGCAGUGCGAAUGGCACAUGUACAUGGCCGGGUUGGAUAUAGCCGAGAAAUGUAAAGUGACUGAGGAUCAAAUCCGAUAUGCAAUGGGAAAAAACACAUCCCGCUUCACAACCCUCCGUUUCCACGCCAUCGGGUCCUCGCUGCCGAACCCGCGCUCCCUCGACGCCAGCACAAUCGACUUGCGCAUCUUCGCCCAAACCCGGGACGCGGAUCUCGUGCGCCCAGACGUGCCCCAAGCAUUUAACCGAUGGUGUCUCGAAGUCUUCCUGCAAUGCGCGCCCGGCCUCUCUCUCACAAACGACCUGCGGCAGGUGGUCCCGAAGCCGUAUUAUGAAUAUUGGGUCGCGUUGCUGCCGCAGACGCAUUUGGCGUUGCGCGUUCAUAGUUUGUAUGACGAAAAAGAAGUCAAGGUGCUCGAGGCACCAAAGGUCACCAGGCAGUAUCCUAAACACCAGGAUUCGUACGAAACUUCCUCUCCAGUGCAUCUUUCUGCCUUCGGUCCGACGGCCGAAGCGCCGCUAGGCGCUAUAGUUGCCGGUCGUUCGGGAGAUAAGGCUGCAGAUUGCAAUUGUGGGUUCUUUGUAAGGAACGAGGAUGAGUGGGAUUGGUUGCGCUCGUUUAUGACGGUUGAGCGGGUGAAGGCGCUGUUGGGACCCGAAGAGUACAAGGGGGGUAGGAUUGAUCGGUUUGAGAUUGAGGGGAUUUGGGCGGUGCAUUUUUUGUUGCAUGAGCAGUUGGAUCGGGGGUAUAAUGCUAGUUCUGAGAUUGAUACGUUGGGGAAGAAUACUAUGGAGUAUUUGCGGGCCAAGACGGUGGAGAUUCCGGUGAAGUUUUUGGAGAGGGGGUGGAUUUGA
Messenger RNA from Bipolaris victoriae FI3, 1902 nucleotides. RefSeq lists its product as hypothetical. The transcript has 5 exons. The record is from RefSeq and is a predicted model, not a curated record. Lineage: Eukaryota; Fungi; Ascomycota; Dothideomycetes; Pleosporales; Pleosporaceae. Bases 1 to 1902 code for a protein of 633 amino acids.